AUGUGCUGCCUGGGCCGCCAGGGUGUGCAAGGUGCUGGGCUCAGUCCCAGGACUGAAAAUCAAACAAACGCAGAAACCACCCGUGCUCUCCUUGCUUUGGUGCUGUCCAGAGGCCUCGCGGUGGCCUUCACACAGUGUGGCCGCGCCUUCCUCCUCUCCCGCUUCCCCUGCUGUCCCCUCACCUGCCAUGUGGGCACCUGGCUGUGUCCUCAGGGCUUGGGACGCCGCCCGAGGUCUCUGCCCCCGUGUCUGUGUGUCGUGUGCAGGGAUCCGAGUGAAGGGGAAGCCAGUGGCAGAACAGACGCAUCCAGAAGUGCAUCCGGGGAACCGAGGGAAAGAGACAAGGAAGAUGGCAAAGACUCCAAGCCCCGCUCCUUGCGGUUUACGUGGAGCAUGAAGACCACGAGCUCCAUGGACCCCAACGACAUGAUGCGAGAAAUCCGCAAGGUGCUGGACGCGAAUAACUGCGACUACGAGCAGAAGGAGCGCUUCCUGCUCUUCUGCGUCCACGGGGACGCGCGCCAGGACAGCCUCGUGCAGUGGGAGAUGGAAGUGUGCAAGCUGCCGCGGCUGUCGCUCAACGGAGUCCGCUUCAAGCGGAUUUCGGGGACGUCCAUUGCCUUUAAGAACAUUGCUUCCAAAAUAGCAAACGAGCUCAAGCUGUAGAGAAUCCACACUGACGGGUCCGGGAAGCGCACAGUUCCAAGUGGACUGGUCGCCGUGGUGUGGCCGCGUGAGUCUCCCUGGGUAGAACCUGCCCUCAUGCAAUAAGGUUAUACAUAGUCACGAGCUGUACAGUCAAAACCCGUAUGAGCUGUAAGAAAUACCUGUAGCUUACAAAGUAGGUUCACAUGUACAGGUAAGUAUAUUGUGUAUUUCUGUUCAUUUCCUGUUCAUAGAGUUGUAUAAUAAAAUAUGAUUGCUUAAAAACUUGUAUAGUUGUCCAGAUUUCUGCACAUAAUGUACGAUUCAUGCUCUGACUUGAAAUGUCCUUCCCUGUUAUUUACAUUCUGGCGGGUUUUUACAAUUCUUACCUCCGUCAUACAACUUUGAAAAUUGUGUCUGGGAUUAAAAGUGCACAGAACUUGUCUUUACAGCUGUAGCAUGGACUUUAAAAAAUUAUUUAAAAUCAUAUUUAAAUUUCAACCGGAAGCUGAUCAAUAGAUCCAUUUAUUAUACCCAGAAUUAUUCCUGCUUAGCUGGCUUAGCCUUGUCAUGAAACAAGGUUUCAUCGAGGAGAUACAAAAUGUUUACAGUGUUGGCCCUUAGGGUUUCUACACAAAGUACAUGAAAAGAACUAAUAGCUUCGCCUUGAGCUAACUGGGAAGUGCUGGAGAAAAAAAGUUCAAACCUAUGCCAAAUUUCCCUUGAACUUCGAAGGGUUUUCUGACCAAGUAAUGGCAGCCGCGAGGUUGAAAAGCUUUAGUGCUUCAGCCAGGAGCUCAUUUUAGCCUGGCUGAGGCUCGCUGCCUCGGGCGGGAGCCGCAGUGUCCUUGCGGAGACACAAUUCUCUGGCAGUGGUGCACUCCCCAGGCUGGUGCGUCACCUAAGAGACAGUGCAGCCCCAGGAACCAGCUGCCUGCCCCGCCCACCGCCUCCGCGUGUUGGACACCGAGGGACUCGUGAGCAGAGCUGCUGCCGGUGACCGUUUAUCGUGGAGUUAAGCGUACGUGUUGUUCAGUUUGUCCCACGCGAUCAGUUUGGUCUAAGUAUUUUGCCAAACUUCUUGUAUUUAUUUCACAUCAUUAGGCCUGUAGCGUGCAGCUUUUUGAUGGGGCAUUUGCCAACUUUUCCUUCGUAAUUAGUGACGUGCUAUGUAAAGACACUAGUAAAGGUGCAUUUUAAUACUUGUUAUUUUAUACAGCAUUGGCCCUGGAGGUUGACUGUGCAAUGUUAUUUAAUGUGUAAUUACUGUAAUAUCAGCAUACAGACCCCACCUGCCCACUCCUGAGAAAUGGUGUACUCAGAUGUUAUCAGUUUAAAGAAAAAUAAAGCUGAAGUACUGUCCUGCCCUGUGUGCGCGCCCGGAGCGCAGGGGUCCUGCGGCAGAGUGGCUUCUAGCCCAAGGUGAACUCCAUAUCCUUACUGUGCUGUGCUGUAGCUUUUCUUCUGUAACAGUUCUGUUCUGAAAUGAAAUGUGUUCUUGCCUUAGCAAAGGGUGGCGUUUGGAAAAAAACAGAACAAAACUAUGUAGCCCUCUCUGACCUAAUGCCCGUCCAGGACUUGGACACAAACCCUGACCCACUUAUAGGUGCAGACUGAAACGUUACUUGAAAAGUUCUCGUAAUAAAGCACUUGUCUUUUGCUCUCUAUCAGAAUGUGAAUUACCUG
Fukomys damarensis (Damara mole-rat) is the source of this 2331-nucleotide messenger RNA. RefSeq names its product serine/threonine-protein kinase MARK1-like. Bases 1 to 666 code for a protein of 221 amino acids. The record is from RefSeq and is a predicted model, not a curated record. Lineage: Eukaryota; Metazoa; Chordata; Mammalia; Rodentia; Bathyergidae. The transcript has 4 exons.